Dimorphilus gyrociliatus is the source of this 2176-nucleotide messenger RNA. The record is from the annotation of a GenBank genome assembly. Lineage: Eukaryota; Metazoa; Annelida; Polychaeta; Dinophilidae.
ACGUGACCAUUCGUCGCCAUGAUAGAAGCAGCAUGAUGCUUAGCCUGUAAUCUUUAUAUUUCGAUAAAGCUCUUGUAAAUAGAGAGCUAUAAUCAAUUGACUAUUUUUACAAAAUCUUUGAAUAGAAUAGUAGAUCAUAUUAAAUAUGUCUACGACCAUUAAUAUUCAAAAAUCAGAUGGUACUGAAGUCCAAGCCCUAGUUCGGCUAGACGAUGCCAUUCGUUGGACCGAGGAAGAAAAAGCUGAAGAGAGUUUGACGAUAAGACUUGGAAAAUUACCUUCUAGAGUAUAUGAUUGUGCCCCAUCAACCGAAGCUACCUUGGUUUUGGCUGAAAAUUGGUCUUGCUGGAAGGAUUCAAGAUCAGGAGAGAGAUAUUAUUGUUCGGACUGCGAUUAUAGUAGCUCACAAAGGGCGUAUAUCAGACAACAUGUCGACGUCACUCAUUGCGACUUCAGACCAUUCAAAUGUCCUCUAUGUGAAUAUGCUGGGAAGAGAAGUCAUGCUCUGAGAGAACACAUGUUACUUCACUCAAGAAUCAGACCCUACAAGUGUGAUGUGUGCCCAGCAUCGUUCAGGAAGAAAAACCACUUGACUACUCAUAGCAAAACGCACAUUAGGAAAUCAUCUUCAUCUACUUGUCCAUUUUGUAAGCUCCAAGUAUCAAAGCUAACUCCAUUGACAAAACAUAUUCGAACUGUCCAUAGCGAUGACGCCAUCGUUUGUGACUACUGCGAAUAUUUUACAAUUAAUAUGGAAGAAAUUGAUGAGCAUGUGUCUUCCCAUGGAAACAUUGCGACUUACAAGUGCGCACAUUGUAAUUUUUCUUGCAAGUUGAAGCAAUUAAUAGAAUCACAUGUCAAGCAAAAGCAUCAUGUGGAACAAAACAAAGAAGAUGAAAAGGAAGAACUGAUAUUGAAAUGUUCUGUUUGCGGAUUUUUAACACCCUCUCGCUCUGAAUUAAAAGAGCACAUGUCAGAACAUAUAGAAUCCCAGGGUUUUGUGCAUGAUGAAGGCUUGUAUAGAUGCACAAUUUGCUCAUAUACUUGCGAGAUGCAGAGAACAAUAAAGGCUCAUAUCUGGAAACAUUCAGGUCACAGGGAUAUAAGUUAUCCCUGCUUUAAUACUGGUGAGGAAAAUGCUGCAGUGAAAAUGGAAGCUAGUCCAAAGAGGAUUGAAACAAAUGAUGGAGGUGAUUUGGUAGUUGGUUGUCAAGUAGACGUAUUUUCCUCUGAAGAAAAAGAUGUAGUUGUUGGGCACAAUUACACAUCAUCCCGAAAACGAAAAAGAAAUGAAUCGGAAGAUGAAAGGAUGGCUAUAGCGAAAUUUUUUGUGGAGAAAUUGAACGAUUUAGCUGUAACAGUAGUUCCAGAGAAAAAAAGUAACACGGAUGAGAGCUGUUGUAGCUCCCCUCGCUCACACUCUCCAGGAAUAUCAAGUAGCCUCCUCGAGGUGGCUGAAACUUGUCUCAAAAGGGAAAAUGGUAAGAGCUCAGAAAUUAAAUGUUCUUUAUGUGCGCAUAGAGCAGAAACUACCGCCGAUCUAGAAAAGCAUGCAUUGGAACAACACUGUACAUUGAGAACGUUCAAGUGUAAAUCAUGUUCAGCAUCUUUUUAUUACAAGAAUCAGCUAAGAAUUCACAUGUCUGUUCACGAAAAUGGCGAAGUGGCUGAAUAUGGAUCAUCCAAAUGUUCUACUUGUAAUCGGAUUUUCGAAACAGUAAAUGAACUGGAAGAACAUGUUAAGACAGAUCAUAAUGCCAAAGACGGAACUCUUCAAUGCUCACAAUGUGACUUUGUUGCCAUUUCGAGUAGAGCUUUAAAAUCUCACCAAAAGCGUCAUAAAUGGGAUGCUCGCUAUGUAGCACACCCAUUAGAGCAAUACAAGUGCGCUUUAUGCGGUUAUGUUUGUCAUCAUUUACCAUCGUUAAAAUCGCACAUGUGGCGACAUUCAGCUCAUACCAACUAUUCGUACGCCGCAACUAACGAUGCAAUCAAUGCAGCUUUAGAUGGACGGUCCCAUCCUCACACAGCUACUUUAGUAACUUUUCGUUGUUGUCAGUGCGGCUAUGAAACUGAUGAGCGACAAGAAUUAACCGAGCAUAUGAUUACUCAUCAGGAUAUCAUUGAAAAAACUCUUAUGAUUAAUAAGGCAGCUCUUGGUCAAGCAGCUGUUUAA